Messenger RNA from Diversispora eburnea, 4851 nucleotides. NCBI's taxonomy places the organism in Eukaryota, Fungi, Glomeromycota, Glomeromycetes, Diversisporales, Diversisporaceae. The record is from the annotation of a GenBank genome assembly.
AUGGAAGAAGGUUGGGGAAUUGCGUCCAACGUUGAUUACGAGAAUUCAUGGCCGAUCGAAAAAACUACCCUUCCUCCUAGGGAACAGCCAAUUAGAAAGCAACCACCUUGGGAACAGCCGCCUAAAGAACAACCGAUUAGAGAGCAACCACCUUGGGAACAGCCGCCUAAAGAACAGCCGAUUAGAGAGCAACCACCUUGGGAACAGCCGAUUAGAGAGCAAUCACUUUGGGAAAAACCGCCUAAAGAACAGCCGAUUGAUGAUGAUGAGUCGAAUGUUGGGUUACAAGAAGUAAUACAUAAUUCUUUUGCUACUCGCAAAAUUGAGAAGAAAUUAAUUGAGCCAUCCUCAAAAGAUUCAGAUCUACAGUGGGCAUUAAAAGAAGACCGAUUGGAUGAUGCUCAAUUUGUACUUUCGUCUCCCGAGCCUACAAUUUCGUCAGUUUCAAGGAAAGGAACUGCUGACAAGGCGACACAAACAAAUAUAAAUGAAAUUAACGAAUUAAAUAAUGUGUUGACUCCUUUAAAACCAGAAUCAUUCGCCGUUGCGCGAAAAUAUUUACUUGAAUUUGGGUUGAUAUUAAAGGGCAAGAAUGAACAAUCAAUCAGUAAAGUUCAGGAUCCUUCCAGUCCUAAGCAGUUGUGGAAUCAGAAAGAUGCACAGCGUGAGAUGUCCGUUGAUAAUAAUAAAAAAGGUGAAGCAUUUUUACGUUCGCGUGAAGUUUCCUCAGAUAGUACCCGAAAGCAGGGAUUACAACAAAACACAUUAAGAAAUUGGAAUGCACCAUCUGAUAAGAAUUUCUUUAACCAAGAACCUUGGCAAAAUCAGGAUAUAAAAUCUAAGUCACCAUCCUAUAAUAAUCAAAGUCGAGACAUUACUUUUACCAACAAACCUACCGAUUCCUGUGAUGCAUCCGUACUUCCCACUGAAAAUCCACUCAUCAGCGAACCUUGGUGGGACAAUGACCAGAUACGAAAUAAAGAGGCACGUGAUACUCACCGGGCGUCUUCGCCAGGAAUAAAGUCCGAUCAUGUACACCCGCAAGAACGUUCUUUUGCCAAGGAUUCCAUUUCAAAUAGAGCUCUUUCCGAGAACUCUCUUAAUAACGUGUCGUGGGAUAGAAAACAAAAUUUAAAUCCUUCAAUUUCUUCCGUACUCCCUCAAAAAUCAGAACAAUGGGACUCUAAUCCUCCAAACGAUUCAAUUGCUCGAGAACCUUCUCCCGAACAGUGGUGGAACCAACAAAAUUCAAAUGCGAAGAGUCAAGAACCACGUGGAGCACCAACAUCAAAACCGCCUAAUAAACAAGCUGUAAUGCCUGAUUCUUGGGAUUCUUCUGUACUCCCUCAAAAAACGGAACAAUGGGACUCUAAUCCUCCGAAAGAUUCAUUUACUAGAGAGCGUUCUUCUGAACCGUGGUUGAAUCAACAAAAUUCGAAGAGUCAAGAGCCACCAACAAUUACAACGCCUCCUUCAAAUAAUGUCGAAUUUCCGGUCGUCACUAAUAAACCGAUAGUAAAGCCCGAUUCCUGGGAUUCUCCUGUACUCCCUCAAACAACAAUGGUACCAUGGAACUCUAAUCUCCCCAAAGAUUCACUUGCGAGAGAACAUUCUUCUGAACCGUGGUUGGAUCAGCAAAAUUUGAAUGCGAAGAGUCAAGAAUUACUUGGAGCACCAACAAUUAGAAACUCAUCAAAACCUCCUUCAAAUGUAAAUAAUGUCGAGUCCUCAAUCGUCACUACGAAACCCGUAGUAAAUUCCGAUUCGUGGGAUUCUCCUGUGCUCCCUCUAAAAGCGGAACCAUGGGUCGCCAAUCCUCAAAAAGAUUCGAUUGCAAGAGAACGUUCAUCUGAACCGAGGUGGAAUCAACAAAAUUCCAAUGCGAAAAGUCAAGAACCACUUGGAGCAAAUUCAUCAAAGCCUCCUUCAAAUAAUGUUUAUAAUGUUGAGUCUCCGAUUGUCACUAACAAACCGAUAGUAAAGCCCGAUUCCUGGGAUUCUCCUGUACUCCCUCAAACAACAAUGGUACCAUGGAACUCUAAUCUCCCCAAAGAUUCACUUGCGAGAGAACGUUCUUCUGAACCGUGGUUUGAUCAACGAAAUUCGAAUGCGAAGAGUCAAGAAUCACUUGGAGCACCAGCAAUUACAAAUUCAUUAAAGCCUCCUUCAAAUAAUGUAGAAUCCCCAAUCGUUACUAAGAAGCCUGUAGUAAAUUCCGAUUCCUGGGAUUCUCCUGUGCUCCCUCUAAAAGCGGAACCAUGGGUCACCAAUCCUCAAAAAGAUUCGAUUGCAAGAGAACGUUCAUCUGAACCGAGGUGGAAUCAACAAAAUUCCAAUGCGAAAAGUCAAGAACCACUUGGAGCAAAUUCAUCAAAGCCUCCUUCAAAUAAUGUUUAUAAUGUUGAGUCUCCGAUUGUCACUAACAAACCGAUAGUAAAGCCCGAUUCCUGGGAUUCUCCUGUACUCCCUCAAACAACAAUGGUACCAUGGAACUCUAAUCUCCCCAAAGAUUCACUUGCGAGAGAACGUUCUUCUGAACCGUGGUUUGAUCAACGAAAUUCGAAUGCGAAGAGUCAAGAAUCACUUGGAGCACCAGCAAUUACAAAUUCAUUAAAGCCUCCUUCAAAUAAUGUAGAUUCCCCAUUCAUUACUAAGAAACCCGUAGUAAAUUCCGAUUCCUGGGAUUCUCCUGUACUCCCUCUAACAACAGAACAAUGGGACACCAAUCCCCCAAAAGAUUCGAUUGCAAGAGAACGCUCAUCUGAACUGAGGUGGAAUCAACAAAAUUCCAAUGCGAAAAGUCAAGAACCACUUAGGGCAAAUUCAAAACCUCCUUCAAAUAAUGUUUAUAAUGUUGAGUCUCGGAUUGUCACUAGUAAACCUGUAGUAAAUUCCGAUUCUUGGGAUUCUCAAAAAACGGAAUCAAGAAACCUUGCGCGAGAACGAUUUCCUGACAAACGUAUAACCUCUAGUAGUAGAGUGUCCGAGAAUUCUCUCAGUCGUGAACCACGGUGGGGUCAACAUAAUUCAAAUGCGAAGAGUCAAGUACAGCCUCAGAUUGUUUCUACUAAUAAACAAACUAAUAGACAGGAUUCCCGGGAAUCCUCAUCUAUACCCCCACCAAAUUCAGACUCAUGGAACUCGAACCCCACGGCUUCCGCAGGUACCGAUAGUUGGCUUCAACAGAAAGAAUUAAUUGAAAAGGAAUUAAGGGGGGAAAUCCCCAGAAAUAAUAUUUCAGCCACAUCGACACCUUCUAAUAAAGAAGUAUUAAAAUCAACAAGCGAGGUAUUCAGCAAUGUUGAACCUCAGGCCGCUAGAGAACCGGAACCAUGGGAAACCUCUACAUAUAAAAAAUCAGAGGAACUAGAACCUUGGGAGAUUGAUAAUCGUGAUAAUCGUAAUAAUCGUAACAAGAACAACAAACCAGAUUAUUUCGAGAAUAACAUAAAAACAGAUUAUUACGGGAAUAGCAAAAACAGAUAUGAUUAUUCCGGGAAUAGAAGUCGUUCCGUGUCUACUGAUGAAUUGAUGCGACGCGGCAUUAAUUGCUAUAAAUGCAAGAGUUACGGUCAUCGCGCAUCCGACUGUCCUGGACAAAAUGUCCAAAAUGUUGAUAAUAACUAUGGGGAAAAAAGGUCUGGUAGAGGGGGAGCUUGUUAUGAAUGCGGAUCUUCUGAACAUAUGGUUUCUAAAUGCCCACUUAAAUCACACCCAAAGCCCAGUCCAUUCACUGACCCUACACCUUCAGGUAUGUCACCUGAAAAAAUUUGGGAUAACAUUUUGAAAGCCGAAAGAGAAAAUGAACCAGAUGACUUCCGACACUGGAUAGAAGAAUUCGCAAAAGCAAUGCCCGACGAAACCUUUCAAUCGAUUGAACGUAAACUUAGAAAAUGCGAAAGCGCAGGUAGAAUUAUUGCAUUAAAGCGCGAGGAAAUUCCCUCUUACAAAUGCUUAGUGGAUCUUAAAGGCAACACGGGUAAAAAAUACGUUGCACAAAUAAUAUUAUCUACAUCAGUUCGGCUUCCGCGUACAGCCGGAACAAAAGCUAGUAGUGAAGAAGAAAAUUUCAGAUGGUUAGCGGAUGCUGGUUUUAUGGUUGACGAUCCUACUCCAUUUUGCACUAACUGUAAACAGAAAGGACAUUAUACCAGGGAUUGUAUAGAACCAAAAAAUCAAGUCGAACGCACCACUCUACCUUGCCAACAUUGCGGAUCAUUCGAGCAUAUGACAAAAUAUUGCACAAAUCGUAGCAAUAAUAGCAAUAAUAAUACAAAUCGAAACGAUGUUCGAUAUAGUAGCAACAGUUAUGACAAUAGGGAUGAUAGUCUGAUAAAUAACAAUGAAUUUGAGGAUCGUAGUAGGAGGAAUGGUUAUCGUGGUGAUAAGGAGGCGUAUCGCGAUUCAAAUGGUUAUGAACAAAUCCGUGAUACAUACAACAAUAAUUAUUCAAGAAAAAAAGACGAUGGCCAAAAUUAUAAUAAUUAUUCAAGAAAAAACGAUGAAAGUUAUAAUUAUACAAGAAAAAAAGACGAUGGUCAGAAUUAUAAUAAUUAUUCAAGAAAAAAUGAUGAAAGUUAUAAUUAUACAAGAAAAAAUGAUGAUGGCCGUGGUUCUUACAAUAACUUUGAUACAAAUUGGGAACACCCUCGAGGUGAAUAUCAACGUAAUAAGGAACCUUAUUCAUCAAGGAACGAAAAAGAAAGGAGAUACGACACUCAAGAUAAUGGCCGUCGGUAUAAUGAAACAGCCAAUGAAAAUGUAUGGAAUAAUUCUGUUGAGGAAUCACGUGGUCGAAGCACUCAAACAAAAGAAGUCUCGUCGUCGUCUCGACCAAAUCUCGAUAAUUGA